Molecule: messenger RNA, 1277 nt
Organism: Brassicogethes aeneus
Lineage: Eukaryota; Metazoa; Arthropoda; Insecta; Coleoptera; Nitidulidae
Source: the annotation of a GenBank genome assembly
GUUAAAAUUGGACCAUGUUUCGUAUAGUUUUAAUGUGUUUGGUGAUAUCACUGAGCGAUGCAAAUAAAAAACUUUUAAGUGAUAAUUUGGAAAAUGUGAAUAUAGACAUAACGGAAUUAUGGGGACGGUUUCCCUUAAAUUUAAUGAAAAACGGUACGCAAAUAUCGCAAAAGUGUAGAGUUGCUUAUGAUCAUUAUCUGGAGGGAUUAAAUAACUUUAAUUUAGAUGAUUUAAAAAUGUGGGAUUCAACGGGUAAAUUGCCUUCUGGAAUUUUAAGCGGAAAUAUAAAUCAAUUCGGUGAUUUUGACGAAUGUAUGGGUUUAAAAAAUGGAAAAUAUUGUUUAGCUGACAUUGAUAUAAAACCUGCCAUGAAGGGAGUUUUCGCCUCAUAUAAAGGAUAUGUGCAUUCAUUCUUUCCAAUUAAGGACACAUUAAAUGAUUCUAAUCACAGAACUCCAGGCUUUUCAAUGAUUAAGUGGGGCUUUUGUAUUCCAAAAGAUUGUUCAAAUGUAGAUUUAGAAAAAAGUUUGCAGGAACAUUUAGGAUUUGAAGCCAAAGUAAAAAGUAACAUGUGUCAAGUUGGUUCACCAAUCAAAAGUAAAGCGUCCAUAGGCUUACAAAUUACACGGUGGUAUUUUGCAAUUCUACUUGUAUUGGUUGUAACUGCUUCUAUUAUGCAUUCAAAAUUGCAAAAUAGUAAAAAUAUAUUUUCAAAAAUAUUAUUCUGCUUUGCUUUUCAAAGAAAUUUUGAAUCACUAACCACAGUUAAAGAUGAAAAGGAAGAGUUUAGUUCAAUACAUGGAUUUAGGGCUUUAAGUGCCAUAGCAUUGCUUGGCACCCACAAAUCAAUGGCACUGCUAUUUAACCCUUAUAUUAAUAGGGUCAAAUUGGCUGAAGUAAUAUUUUUGUACUCAAUAUUUUGUUUUAUUUUAAAUACAAUUUUGUAGAAUAUUAGCAUGGGUUGGAGUGUAAUUGGCAGAACUGCCAUUGUUUAUACAGAAAACUUUUUUGUAAUGAGUGGUUUAUUAAAUGCAAAUGCUUUGUUUAGGGAUUUGCAAAAAAAAAAUUCCAUUGGAUUUGUGGAUAAAAUUAUAAAUAGGAUUUUUAGAAUCCUUCCUAGCGUUUUGUCUGUUAUUUUAUUUUAUACCUAUAUACUUCCAUUUUUGGGUUCUGGACCUCAAUGGCCCCUUGUAGUGGAUUAUCACUCAGAACUUUGCAAGAAAUAUAUGUGGAGAAAUAUUUUUUUUAUACACAAUUGGUUUGGAUUUAGAAAAAUG